Caenorhabditis remanei is the source of this 516-nucleotide messenger RNA. RefSeq lists its product as uncharacterized. Bases 1 to 516 code for a protein of 171 amino acids. The transcript has 3 exons. The record is from RefSeq and is a predicted model, not a curated record. Lineage: Eukaryota; Metazoa; Nematoda; Chromadorea; Rhabditida; Rhabditidae.
AUGUUGGCCUCAAUACGUCACCAAAUUCACGUGAAAAACUUUUACAUAUCUUAUUGUGGGAAUCAAGAGGAAGUGUUAUGCUUUCUGCCAUUUCUCAGACCUGGUUUCUUGAAAACAAUCACAUUAGAUAAUCGAAAAUCAGAAAAUGCUUAUCUUGAUCAAGUCGUGAUUCUCCCACAAGUGAUUCAAGCUGAACAAGUUUGUUUUGACGAGUUCGAGAAGGAUAGGAUUCCGAUAGAGUCAUUUUGGAACAUCCCUAAUGUUCGUAUUACGAAAGCCACUUAUAACUUUCACGAGAUGAAUCAGCUCAUUCAGCAUUACUUCAAACAUGACUAUUUUGAAUACUUUGCGAUGGCUAGAGUCGAUGAUGACUGGUUUCCCAAGGACUCCAAUACUUUUAUUGAUGACGAGAACAGGAAAUCAAUGAUAGUGAAAGGGCCAAAAUUCGCAAUCAAAAUUGUUCAUAAGUUGGAAAAAAGAGCUAUUGUUCUGAAUCGGAUCCUAUUCACAUACUAA